AAUUCAGUUUCAGUUUCAAUUCCAACGCAAAGAUGAGAACUACACGCGCUGUUUGGCUACUCUUAGCGGUCCUCGUGACCCUGCUCCACCUUAUUUAUGGAGUAGCUGCUGCACGAAACUAUAACAACAACAAUAUCUACAUCAACAACAACAACGUAAAUCGCAUGCCACCAAUGGGUCAAUCACAAAGAGGUGCAAUGAGCAUGCCACCAAAUCGCUACCAGAAUCAAAAUCAAAAUCCGAAUCAGAUUCACAAUAAUAACAAUAACAAUAACAACAGAGAACAUCAGUACGAUGUGCCGAAAAGCCGCGAGGAGCUGCGCGUGCGACAAAUCAUGGCCACGGAGAUGGGCAACUACAUGGACCCAACUCUCGAUCCCUGUGAGGACUUUUUCAACUAUGCCUGUGGCAACUGGGCUCAGUAUCACACUCGCCAGCUGCGCGACGGAGAACUGGGCACAGUCCAACAGAUAGUAGAGUCACGCAUUGUGAAGAAACUGGACGAGCUGCUGAAGCUGCCGAUGACACCGCAACAUCAUCCCAACGAAUACAGUUCCGCGAGUGCAGCCAAUGUGCGCAAAGUGGUAAGCUUCUACGAUUCCUGCGUUGCCAUCGAGGCAAAUGCCCAGGAACGUCAACAAUUUAUGAUUAAAAUACUGCAAAAACACGGCGGACUGAGGAACGUGCCGACCUCCAACUAUCAGUCUGGAUACACUUGGCAGAGGUUGCUUUCCGAGCUGCGAAAAAACUAUGGCUUGGAUAUUUUGAUCGGACUGAGUGUAGAUCUCAAUCUGGAGCAGAUGCGUGGCAAUAGCAUCUACCUAGGUGAACCGAAGCUCACGAUAAUUCCGCAGGAGCAUUGCAAUACACUAAGCGUGCAGGAGGCAGAAGUGAACAGCGAGAUUUAUAAUGUGAUACAGCAGCAGGUGGCCAACAAUCUGCACGACUGGCUGGAGAUGGAACACGGCGAGGCUGCUCGCUUUGCCGGCGACAUCAUACGCUUUGAGUUUGAACUCUGCAAGCGCAUGCAUGAAAGCGACAUCUUGCCUCCACCGCUGGACCAACAGCAGCCUGAGCAGGUGCCCGUCUAUACAGCUCGUUCACGGACCGGACAAGACCGUUUACGUCAGCAGUCUGGAAAUAAUUCGCCGUAUCCACGACGCAGCCUGGCUGAUGUAGAUAACCAAUUGGGAGCUAAUACGGUCAGUUUUAAGCAGUUCGUGGAGAAUAUUGUGGACGGCAGUCAUGUGGAUUACGUAUAUCUACGCUCCCAAAGCUACCUUAGUCACAUGGUGCGCACGAUCAAGUCGAACAAUCAUUUAACCAUCUCUGGUUACAUUCUAUAUGUGGCACUCUCGGAGCUCAAUUCGCCGCCCGAGGAGGAAGGAAUGCUGCGUCCCCAGCAGUGUGUGCGUGUGAUGCAACGGCUCUUUCCCCAGGCGCUGGGAGACAUGUUCCAGCAUCAUGUACGCCAGAAUGAUGCCCAGAAUGACAUCGAUCAGAUAUUCAACGAUGUGAUCAAAGCCUUUGAGCAGCAGCUCAAGGUGGAAUGGAUGACCGAGAACGAUAGACGUGCGGCUCGCACCAGACUCGUGCAAUAUCACACACAAUUUCCCGACUACCAAGGCGUUGAUCUGUCCGAGCUGCGCUUCGAAAAAGGCGAUGAUUACUGGCGCAAGCUGGAGAUUUCGCUGCGUUUCAAUGCGCAUCAGCAGCUGAACUCGCUGCGUGGCAACGACUUUAGCCAGCCCGACGAUGGUGGUCUGGAUGCCUUUGAGGUGCGUGCUGCACUCAUGCCACGUAAACACGAGAUCCUCGUGGGUUGGGGUCUGCUGCAGUCACCCUACUACAGCUACUACUAUCCCAAGGCCUUGAAGUACGCGCUGCUGGGCCAGAGAUUGGCCAGUGCCCUACUCUACGCCUUCGAUGACGAUGGAUGGAAUAAGUAUCCGCAGGCGACGUCACCUUGGUCCGAGGAAACAAUGUCAGGCUAUCGGAAUGUCAGCGAAUGUCAACGUGCCCAGUAUAGCAACUAUCUGACCGAUGAGCCCAACGAGUUUCGCAAUGCCACCCGCCUCAGGCAGAUUAUUGCCGAGAGCAGUGCCCUUAAUGUGGCCUUCAAUGCAUAUCUCAGCUGGUUGGAGCAACUGGAUCCUAAACUGAAGAAUCUUCUUUCACGAGAGACGCUGCCCGAGUUGAAUUAUACCAACACACAGCUGUUCUUCAUCUACUUCGCCCAAACCCGCUGCUGGGCUAAACUGGGCGAAGAACCGCCACCAAAGGGUUUGCCUCUCAUGUUGCAUACUCCUGAGCGCUGGGAUGUGAAUGGACCGCUAAGCAAUUCAGAGGAAUUCGGGCGGGAAUUCGGCUGUGCCUUGGGUAGUCCAAUGAACAGCGGCAACAAGUGUUUGGUUUACUAAGCUGACUAUCAACUUUAUGAUAUUCAAAUAAACAGGGAAAACAAAUUAGUGAUGUUUGUUUUGCUACGGACUGGCGACAGACAAGACACCCCAAACGCCAAGGACUUGUAGGAAGUAUCUAAUUAAGUGAUUAGUCAAUCUCUAGCCGAUUUAACAAUUUAAUAUUCUCCCAGGCUGCUUUUAAUCAUUUUCCUCAUUAAACUACGCCCACAUUUUCCCGAAGGGUAUAGACAAGAGAAAGUCAUUUGAGUAUGUAUUUGAGAGUAAAACAACAAAGACAUCUAUAAAUAACAUAGUUCGAGUUCAGGACAGGCGUUGGGCCAUUGUAUCCAGUGCGUCAAUCGAACCAGUUAAGCGUUGCCUGAGGUUUCUUUUCAAAGCUGAAUUAAGCACUUGAACACGAAGCGCCCAGAUGCAAAAACAACGGCAGAUAAAACAAGAGAAGACAAAACAAUACAAAAAAAAAAGAGAAAUACAUAUAUACUUCGUAUAUAUACGGGUUGAUACAAAGAAACUGCUUAUGUAGGUCGUUGUCGACCUUCAACUGCCAAUCGAUUACUUCGACUGAAACCAACUGAAAACUCACGUAUUUCCGCCAAUGUAGUUAAGCUAAACCACCAUAUCCUAUAUGGCCAUUCAUAAAAAUCGUAGAGUAAAUUAUCCUAUUCCUUUACUGUGCUUAAUCUGUAAUUCAAAACGUGAAAGAUUCUCUAGAAAAAAAAAUUAAGAAACGUUUAGAAAUAAUAAUGAAAUUAGGUAGCAAAAGAAUAAUUCAUCUGGAACGGAAACGAUCGAUCGAUUGCGAGUUCGUCAUUACAGAAUAAUAAUUAUGUAUACACACACUCGUAAUGUAUAAAUAUAUCCACACACACUUAUGAGUGUUUGCUCUUCGCUUCAGAGAACGUCGAGUCCAGAGUAUAGAAUUACGCAUAAGUAUAAACACAAUAUGGAAUACAGUUAUUCGAAUAACAGAAUCGAUGAUUCAGAUUGCAAUAGACAAAAUAAUCAGAGUUUACUUCGCAAGUAGUUUGCAUUCAUUGAACAAAGCUACCAAAGUG
Messenger RNA from Drosophila albomicans, 3478 nucleotides. RefSeq names its product neprilysin-4. Gene Ontology annotation, molecular function: metalloendopeptidase activity. Bases 33 to 2420 code for a protein of 795 amino acids. NCBI's taxonomy places the organism in Eukaryota, Metazoa, Arthropoda, Insecta, Diptera, Drosophilidae. Gene Ontology annotation, biological process: protein processing. The transcript has a single exon. Gene Ontology annotation, cellular component: plasma membrane. The record is from RefSeq and is a predicted model, not a curated record.